Messenger RNA from Syngnathoides biaculeatus (alligator pipefish), 11202 nucleotides. RefSeq names its product protocadherin-16-like. Gene Ontology annotation, biological process: homophilic cell-cell adhesion. Bases 222 to 10073 code for a protein of 3283 amino acids. The record is from RefSeq and is a predicted model, not a curated record. Gene Ontology annotation, molecular function: calcium ion binding; cadherin binding. The transcript is spliced from 21 exons. NCBI's taxonomy places the organism in Eukaryota, Metazoa, Chordata, Actinopteri, Syngnathiformes, Syngnathidae. Gene Ontology annotation, cellular component: plasma membrane; catenin complex.
ACAGCACUGAGUUAUUUUUGCCAAAAGUAAAGAUGUGCUUGUCAUGUUCCUAUGGUGCUAGAAGACAAAUUGAAGGGAGCGGAAUAAAAGAGCAAAUGUGUUUUUUACGUUUUUAUGUACUAUGAUGUAUCAAGAUGGAAGACGUGCACAGUCAGCAGUAAGAGGUUCGCAAGAGUGGAGCAGAUGUUUUGAUUUUGCAUGUUUAGAAAAAAAGAGCCAAAAUGAAGACAGCUGCCAAGGGUUCCGGGAAGUCUGCAAUGGAUCCUUUGCAGUGUGACAGCUGUUGGAUGAGGAGAAUGAUGCUGAUGUUGUACGUAGUCCUGCAGCUCAUUUCAGUCCUUUCGCCGGUGGUUCAAGGCACCCUGGAUCUACAACUGGAUGAGGAGCAACCAGCGGGAACCAUCGUUGGCGACAUAAGUGCGGGGCUACCACCUGGCAUCACAGCGGCACUGUACUUCAUUUCUGACCACGAAGGCACUGGUGUGAGCACUGAUUUGGACAUUGAUGAGAGCACAGGAAUCAUCAAGACAGCCAAGGUAUUGGACCGAGAACUGAGGGACAGAUAUAAUUUCAUCGCAGUCACCAUGACAGGUGUAACAGUGGAGGUAACCAUCAAGGUCAAUGAUAUAAAUGACCAUGGGCCCACGUUUCCGAAAAAACAUGCCACUUUCAUAAUCCCGGAGCAGACUGCUAUAGGCACUAGGUUUCCUCUUGACCCGGCAAUGGAUGCGGACGGAGGUCAUUUCACCACCCAGGGUUACCUCAUUAGGGAUGGAAACAUUGGUCAGGCUUUCACCUUGGAGACCAGGAGGGGAAGCAAUGAAGUCUUGUAUCUGGACUUGGUGGUCAAUGCCAUACUGGACAGGGAGAAAAGAUCAUCUUACUCUUUGUCCUUAGAGGGCUUUGAUGGAGGUUCUCCUCAAAGAACUGAUCAAAUGACCUUAGAUAUCACCGUCCAAGAUAUCAACGACAAUGCUCCUCUGUUUAAUCAGAGCCGCUACCAUGCUAUCAUAUCCGAGAACCUGCAACCGGGAAACAACAUCUUGCAGGUGUUUGCCACAGAUGCAGACGAAGGAGACAAUGGCAUGGUGACAUAUGAGAUCAACAGGCGACAAAGUGACCCGGAUCAUUACUUUGUCAUCGAACCGCACACGGGCAUCAUUACUCUCAACAAGCCGCUGGACUUUGAGAUGCGGCGAGUCCACGAACUGGUGGUGCAAGCCCAAGACAAUGCCACACACCCAGAGGUGACCAAUGCCUUUGUCACCAUCCACGUCAGAGACUACAAUGACAACCAGCCCACCAUGACAAUCAUCUUUCUAAGUGAAGAUGGCUCUCCUCAAAUCUCAGAGGGCGCACAGCCGGGACAGUACGUGGCUCGGAUAUCUGUCACAGACCCAGACUACGGCGAGUACGCCAACGUCAACGUGUCGCUGGAGGGCGGAGAUGGCAAAUUCGGUCUGACAACCAAAGACAAUAUCAUCUAUCUGGUCUGUGUGGAUCAGAUUCUUGAUCGGGAAGAGAGAGACAUUUAUGAGUUGAGGGUAAUGGCGACAGACUCAGGCACGCCUCCUCUCCGGGCCGAAUCCUCGUUCACCAUUGAGGUGACCGACAUUAACGACAACCCGCCGCUGUUUGACCAAACGGUGUACCGGCAGGUCAUUCCGGAAGUGGUGUUUCCCGGGAGUUUUGUGUUACAGGUCACUGCCCGAGACAAAGACCAAGGGCCCAAUGGCGACAUUAGCUACAGCAUCCUUCGGGAUAAAGGAGCUUUUGCUGAUUGGUUCAGCAUAGAUGCCAUUACAGGGAUUAUCACCACUCUGUCCCAGCUGGAUUAUGAAAAGAACCCCAAUCCCAGUAUAACUGUAAUGGCCACAGAUGGAGGGAGACCGCCGCUGUCAUCAACCGCGGUGGUCAACAUUGUACUUCAGGAUAUUAACGACAAUGAGCCUGUCUUCGAGACCAACUUCUACAAUGUCUCCAUCAAUGAGGACACGGCUCCGGGGACGUGCAUCCUGGAGGUGAUGGCAACAGAUGCGGACGGCGGCUCUUUUGGCUCCAUCACGUACUCGCUGAGCUCGGGGCUGAACAGUGCCACCACCUCUCUCUUCACCAUUGACAAAGAGACCGGCGUCAUCUGCACCCGGACCGCACUGGACCGUGAUCAAGGCCAGAGCAGCUACGACUUCACUGUUACUGCGGUGGAUGGGGGGGGACUGAGUACGCUCGCCUACGUGAAGGUGGAUCUGGUGGACGUGAAUGAUAACAGACCCGCCUUUUAUCCGGUGAGCUACGCUGUCAGUCUUAGCUCGCAGAGCGCUCCUGGGACCUCUGUGGUCCGAGUGAUCGCCUACGACCCAGAUUCGGGAGAGAAUGGCCGAAUUACGUACAAAACGGUAUCCGGAGGGUCUUCCCCUUACUUCACCCUAAACAAAGACACAGGUGUGAUCUCUCUUUCUCGGUCUGUCCACGGCAAGGCCAACUCCAUCAUACCAAUGGUGAUCUCAGCCCAGGACAGCGGAGGUCUGGCCACCCUGGUGAACGCCAGGGUCAACAUCAGCGUGGUAGCGGGUACAGUGGCACCUCCUGUGUUUGAACAGGCUCAGUACUACUUCACAGUUUCCGAGGAUGUUUUGCAGGGAACUGUCGUGGGGACUGUCCUGGCCAAGAGUAAGACAGGCCCCCUCAGAGAUAUGGCCUACACCAUCAGCUCUGGGGACCCCACAGGAUACUUUACAGUGGAUCCAGAAACUGGGGCCCUGCGGACCAGUCUUUCCCUAGAUCACGAAUCCCAGCCUACGCUUGACUUGGAAGUGCAGGCCCGGACUGGGAACCCGCCCGCUUUUGGCCAGACCCGGGUUCACAUCACCGUCGAGGAUGUCAACGAUAACCCUCCUGUGUUUUUUCCCUCGUCCUCCGAGUCCUUGUUGCUGCCUGAGCAAACAGAAAUUGGGACUUUGGUAUAUCGCGUACAGGCUGAGGACAGAGAUUCUGGAGAAAACGGCCAGCUGUCCUUUGAUGUGUCAUCUCCAAGUGGCAUCCAGAGAGCUUUUAGCAUUGAACGCAGCAGCGGGGAUCUACGACUGGUGGGGGUCCUCAACUAUGAGCGUGUCCCCCGCUAUGAUCUCCAAGUGAUUGCCAAAGAUAGUGGAGUGCCUCAGCUCAGUGCGACCUUUAUGCUUGUGGUCCAUGUCCAAGCAGAGAAUGACCAGGGACCAGUGUUUGAUACUCUCACCUACAGAGUGGAACUAAAAGAAGGCACUCCAAUUAAUACGCGCUUCCUACGGGUCCGAGCCCUCAAUAGAGAAACAUCAGGCUCCGGUUACUUCAGCCCUCUUUCAUAUCACCUGCGACCAGAUGGCGAUGCUGCCGGCUUCGGGAUUGCUUCGGACAGCGGCUGGCUCUUCGUGAAGAGCGCCCUCGACCGAGAAGUGAAGGACAUGUAUCUCCUGACCGUGGUGGCCAGUGCAGGUCACGGACAUCUGAAAAAGACCGGCAGUGCCACCGUGAGGAUAUCUGUGACAGAUGAGAACGACAACCCACCUCGGCUUACCCAACCCAGAGUCUUCAUGGCUGUGAGGGAAAACUUGCCGGCGGGGACGGGCUUCGGUCACGUGUUGGCCAGCGAUCGUGACAGCGGCUCCAACGGACGCCUUAGCUACCGUCUGGUUUACCCUGACCGUAACUUCCAGAUCAAUUCGCAAACAGGUGAAAUGAGCACAAAGGCCACUUUGGACAGGGAGCAGCAGUCCAGCUACCAGCUGGCGGUGGUCGUGCAAGACGGAGGCUCACCUUCGCGCAGCGCCACCGGAACCGUCUUCAUAAGUGUGCUGGACGACAACGACAACACUCCAGCAUUUGUCCACAGCCACCCGGGAAAAAAACUCAUCUUAAAGGUGUCGGAGGGUCACUCCUCUGGGGUUCUACUGGGCACAGUACAAGCCAAAGACCCUGACGAAGGAGAGAAUGGUACCAUACACUACUCUUUGUCAGGUCCAAGGGCAGAGCGCUUCUUCCUGAACCCCAACACGGGCGAGCUGCACUCGUCAUCGCCCCUUAGCCACUCAGAGCGUCCCGAAUACGAGUUGACGGUUACGGCAAGCGACCGAGGACUGCCGCCUCGCAGCGCCUCCUGCGCCAUCGCCAUUCAGGUUCUCAGCAUGAGCAGACCCUCUUCAAAGACCAAUUCUUAUUCUCUAGCUUUCAACUCUGUGGAAGAGGCCAAGCCGGGUUCAGUCGUCGGUUCCGUCCGGCUUCACGAAAGAGAAACUCCGGCAGAGGGCGAAGUUACCUACAUGGUGGUGGGGGGUACCGACAGGGACGGGACCUUCGUGGUGGAUCGCUUGACCGGAGACGUCUAUCUCGCACGGCCUCUCGAUUAUGAGCAGGAUGCGCACUACACGCUGAAGAUCGAGGUUGAUGACUUCUCCCAGGCCCCGCCCAUCAGCACCCUGGUCCACCUUGACAUUAACGUAAAGGACAGCAAUGACCACGCCCCUCAGUUCCCCGAGGACCCUGUCACGAUCGUCAUCUCAGAAAACGUCCAGCCGGGUACUUCUGUCUUCACGUUCCAGGCCACAGACAAGGAUGGAAGUGGGCCCAAUAGUGACCUGAGGUACUCCAUCCUCCAACAUUUUCCAGAAACACCCGGUCUGUUCAACCUGGACGCUUCCACUGGCGUUUUAACCUUAAACCAAGAGCUGGACCACGAGGUCAACCCCAGUCUGGUCUUGGUGGUUAAAGCAACGGACUCCGCCUUGGAUGCCGGUGAGAGGCAGUGGAGCUCGGUCACUGCGAGGAUUUACGUCACAGAUGAGAACGACAACACACCGGUGUUCAGCUCGCCGACGGCGGUGAGCGUGAUGGAGGACCAGCCCAUCGGCUUCGUGGCGCUCUACGUCAUGGCCAGGGAUGCGGACAAAGGGGAGAACGGCAGGGUGACCUACCGAGUCCAAUCGGGCAACGCGGGUGGAACCUUCAGCCUCAACCCCAACACAGGUUCUUUAUCUAUAUUCAAACCUCUGGACCGCGAGGAACAGGAAGUCUUCAACCUGACCAUCGUGGCCGAGGACCAAGGCGCCCCCCGCCGCUCCUCCAGCCAGCUGCUGCGCGUCUACGUGGUCGACGUCAACGACGAAGUGCCACGGUUCGAAGAGAGCAACUACGAAGGCCAGAUCGCAGAGAACCAACCGCGAGGGACCGCCGUGUUGACGGUGUCAGCCUUUGACUUGGACCAAGGAUCCAACGGCAAAGUGACAUAUGGUGGCAUCUCCGUUGAGGGUUUUACCAUCAACCCCGUGACAGGCGUCAUCACCACCACUCAGCCACUGGACAGGGAGCUGCGGGAGUUCUACACUGUCACAGUUUAUGCAAAAGACGGAGGCCUUCCCCCGAACUACGCCAAAGCCAGUGUGAGGAUCCGGGUGCUGGAUGAGAACGACAACGCCCCCGUCUUCGGACGUCUCUUCUAUGGCAUCGAGGUGCCAGAGAACACAGAGUCUCGGCUCCUUUUCACGCUUCGAGCCACUGACAAGGAUGCUGGUGAUAGCGAGAAGAUAAUUUACAAAAUAACAGCUGGAGACCCGGCAGGAGAUUUCCGCUUGGACCGAGAGUCCGGUGCACUUUCCACCUCUGGGCCUCUGGAUCGGGAAAAGAAAGCCAGGUACGCCCUGACGGUAGCUGCCCAGGAUCAGGGCCACCCGUCCCGCAGCAGCACCGCCACGGUGGAGGUAACUGUCAUGGACAUGAACGACCACAGCCCCCAGUUUACCAGCAGCAGCUACACAGCAGACGUGUCCGAAGAUGUGCCGAUGGGCUCUUUGGUCCUGGAUGUGAAAGCCACCGAUCUGGAUGAGGGCCUCAACAGCCAGGUUGUGUAUUUCCUAAGCCAGGGCUCCAAGAGCAUGUUCAUUAUAGAUCAGUACACAGGCCGUAUAAUCACAGCAGCCCCCCUCGAUAGAGAGCGGACCCCCUCUUAUACCUUUGAGGUGUGCGCCACUGACUCGUCACCGUCGAACCCUCGUAAUUCUACCGCCCGUGUCACCGUCCACAUUCAAGAUGUCAAUGACAAUGCCCCCUUCUUCAUUCAGGACCCGCUUAUUUUGAACAUUUCCGCCAGCAGUGUGUCAAACCAAAGAGUACUGGCCACAAUGAGGGCCGAGGACAAGGACUUUGGGGCAAACGGGUCUGUCUUUUAUCGCUUUGCCAACUCUGUCAGGGGAUUUACCAUCAACUCGCUGACAGGAGCCAUCCAGGCCACGGAGAAGCUCCAGGGUCUGACCCAAAGCCAGAGGACCUUGAUUGUGCAGGCCAUGGAUCAGGGAAAUCCGGCUCAGUCCUCUUUGGGCGUGGUCAUUGUUUAUAUCAAGGAGCAGAUGUACAGAGGGAUUCGCUUCUCUCGCACAGCACGGGAUGUCAGUCUGCAAGAAAAUGCUGCAAAAGGUACAGUGGUAACUCAGACCCAAGCCCAGUAUCCAGAUGGCUCUCAAAAUGGGGUCAGCUACAGUCUCUUCAGCGGAAACCGGUUGCAAUCAUUUGGAAUAAACACCAUGACCGGUGAAAUAUGGGUCCAGAAAUCCGAAGGGCUAGACUACGAGGAGACCCCAAAACUUCGCCUUGUGGUGAAAGCCGAGACAGCAUCCUCCAGCUCCUACAUGGCGGUUAACUUAAUCCUGCAGGAUGUAAAUGACAAUUUGCCUCGCUUCCAGCUCCAGAACUAUGUAGCCUACAUCCGAGAGGCACAGGGUCACGAUUUUCCCAUUAUCCAGGUUGCAGCAGAUGACCUGGACCAGGGUCAAAAUGGCCAGGUGACGUACUCCAUUAGGUCGUCAUCCAUGAGUGGCUUGUUUAAGAUUGACCCGCUGACUGGCAGCAUUAGCACUGCAGCCAUCAUGGAUAGAGAGAUCUGGACUCAAACAAAGCUUGUCAUCAUGGCAACAGACCGUGGAACCCCACGACUGGCUGGCUCUGCUACGCUCACCGUGAUAAUCAUCGAUCUCAAUGACAACAGUCCCAUGAUUCCUGUGCCGCGGGAGAUCCGAGUGCCUGAGGACACUCUGAUAGGUACGGUUAUCAGUCAAGUGACAGGAAACGAUGUGGAUUCUGGGCCAGCGCUCUCCUACACGCUCUACCUGGAUGGUGACAGCAAGGACAUGUUUGGAAUCCACUGCUAUGGUGGUGGCAUUUCCCUGACAAGAGCACUGGAUUAUGAGGAGAGGACUUGGUUCACGCUGACCAUCCAAUCGUCGGACUCUGAACAUCAAAGCGAAGCCAAUCUGACCGUGCUAGUUGAGGACGUCAAUGACAACGCCCCUGCCUUCACCCAAGACUUGUACCAGGUGAUUGUAUCAGAGCACCUCCCAGAAGGCAGUGCUCUCAUCACUGUAACAGCGACUGACUCUGACUCUGGGGAUAACGGAAAGAUUAUCUACAAAGUCAUGUCCUCGACUAAGGGUGUCUUCUCCAUUGACCCAAGCAAUGGCACUCUGUUUGUUAACCAAAAAACAGAGUUUGACUUUGAAAAUCCAUCCAUCCUCGUGGUAGUUGAGGCUCGAGACCAGGGCAGUCCAUCUCUCUCUUCCAUCGCUACCGUCCAAAUCCAAGUGUCCGACAUCAAUGACAAUGCUCCCAUCUUUCAUCAGUCUGAGUACAGAGCAUCCGUGUCUGAAGACGAACUUCCCGGGUCCACACUUCUGACGUUAGAGGCAGUGGACGGAGACCUGUCACGGGAAAACUGUGGUUUUGAUUUUGCCAUAGCCAGUGGCAACACUGGUAACACCUUCCAGAUUGAGAGCAGCGUGCACUUCUUGGAAGGCAGAGGCUUCCAGACAGUUGGAAGCCUGAUCCUGGUGGAAGAGCUGGAUUUCGAAGCCGUGUCGAGUUAUAACCUGACUGUCGUGGUAUCAGAUCGUGGGAUACCACAGCGCAGCUCCUGCGUACCGAUCUUAGUCAGCGUCACGGAUGUCAACGACAACCCUCCGGCUUUCGGCCGAGGAGAGUACAGUGUGGUGCUUAGCGAGAGUGCGACUGUCGGAACAGAGGUGAUUAAUUUGUCUGCCACUGAUCCAGACUCUGCUCCUAAUGGGGAGGUGCAGUACUCUAUAAGCUCAGGGGACAAGACGGGCCUUUUCCAGGUGGACCAGUGGACUGGGGCCUUGAAGCUACAGCGAUCUCUGGGCAGCGAAAACCAGUUGUCCCACAUGAUUGUUGUCCAAGCUACUGACGGCUUGGGACACUACGCCUUUGCCCCAGUCAGCAUUGAUGUGAAGGACAUCAAUGACCACUGGCCUUUCUUUCCACUCAAUCAAGUAACAGCUAGCAUCAGGGAGAACCAGCCCAAGAAUGCCUUAGUAACCAUGCUGCAUGCCAUCGACCACGAUAGAGGGGCCUUUGGCAAGUUGCAGUACUACAUGCUGGAGGACUCUCAAGAUGGAGCAGAGGCUUUCCUCAUCAACCAAACAUCAGGAGAAGUGCGGACCCGCUCGACUUUUGACUUUGAGAAAGUGAACUCCUUCAAUUUUAUGGUUGCAGCAAUGGACGCGGGCAACUAUUCUGCUACCGUCACAGUGCAUGUUUAUGUCUCGGGGGAGGAUGAGUAUGAUCCUGUUUUUACCUCCCCAGAGUUUUCAUUCAAAGUGCCCGAGGAUGCAAAGAAAGGACAGAUUAUCGGCAGAGUGCAAGCCAGAGAUGAAGAUGGAGGCCUAGACGGCAUUGUCCUGUACUCGCUGUCUGGAAAUUCCCCUUAUUUCGAAGUCAACAAAUCAACAGGUGCCAUCUUCCUGAAGAUGGACAGCCAUGGUACACACGUAAGCCGCUCCAAAAGAGAAGUGCGCCUCCUGACGCUGGACCUGACAGCUCACAGUCCUCUAGAAAAUUCACGCACGGCAGCUGUCAAAGUAACCGUCGACGUGAGCCACACCUCUUUCGGCCUCGCCACAGACAUUAACAUGCUGCUCGUAAGUGUCAUCGCUGUUUCUCUGGGAACAAUAGUCAUACUGUGCAUAAUUGCCGUGGCCCUUUUUUUCGUCAAACUGAGGCGCCAGAGGAAGGAACAAAAAAGACAUAGUAGAACAAAGGCAUCAGCCACCAUGCUGCACAAGUUUGAGGAGACGAAAAUAGCCGCAAAUGAGAUUAUUUACCACCAGGCCCUCCCUGGCUACGUUGCCGAUCAAAGCGGCGGCACCAGUGGGGGGCCGUACACUCGUGGGGGAUCCCUGGACCCCUCCCACUCCAGUGGGCGUGGCUCCGCGGAGGCCGAGGCAGCGGAGGACGAUGAGAUCCGGAUGAUAAACGAAUACCCUCGCGUGUCUAGCAUCUCCUCCUCCAUGCAGGAGCGCAUCUCUGCCCGAGGUCCAGACUCUGGUAUCCAGCAGGACGCAGACCAGCUGUCAGAUGUGUCAUGUGAGCCUUCCAUUGAUUGGUUUAAAGGGAAAAAAAUGGGGAGCCUGAGCGGUACCCUGCUAGCCGGACAGGUGCCAAUCUACCGCGAUGAGGGAGGCGGGUAUGUGGGCAUGGGGCGGGGCCUCAGCGUUUCUCACCAUAAAGACUACAUGUUCCCCGAGGACGGAAAGCCCACUGUGGACGGCUCCUUGACGGCCAUCGUGGCCAGCGACGAGGAAUUGAGGGGCAGCUACAACUGGGACUAUCUGCUCAACUGGUGUCCCCAAUUCCAACCUUUAGCCAGCGUUUUCACCGAGAUAGCGCGCUUAAAAGACGAAACGGCCCCCCCUCACCCCCGUCGCUCGUUCCACCGCAAAAUCAAAGCGGAGUCCAGAAUCGACCCACCUCCGCUUAUCACCUCCGUGGCGCACCCCAGCGCAAAAACUGUACCGCCUAAGCCUGCUGCGGGAAAGACCUUCCCCCAGCUGUCGACAUUCCGGAGGUCCCCCCUCAGCAGUGAGGGAUCCAUGUGCUCGGUGGCCAUGUCCCCGAGUUUUUCCCCGUCCCUGUCGCCGCUGGCGGCACGCUCUCCUGCCGUUACACCCUUCAGCGUCUCCCAGGGGCCGUCGGCUUCCGUCAUCAGCACAACGGAACACAAUCUGGAGCACAUUGACGAGGCUGAACUGAGGAUUUGAACUUUAGAGACAGCUCAAAACCGCAGGCAUCCACUUUACGACCACAAAGUUGGGUCAGUUCCGUUCUUUUGCUGCGUUCCGGCGCAUGUGGUGGUGCUGGUUGUAGAAAAACUGAAAGGGCUUAACUCGACUUUAGGCCAAAAUGGACUAUGUUCUUAUCCCAAACUUUAUUCUGCUCUUGAUCCAAGUUGAUCUGUACAUUCAAAGAGGAGAAGCGGGGUUCAUUCAUGAUGUCAAUAUUUUGUAGAAAAAGUAUUGUUUAUAUUUUUAUACUUACUCACAGUUUUCUCACAGGAACGUGGCAUUCAAGUCUCAAAGGGUUAUUGAAAAAAAAAAAAGACAACUCUUGUUUGUAUAUUUGUAAUGUGUACUGUAUAACUGUUUGUACUGUAAUUCUCAAAGGUGUUUUUUUUUUCAUUGUAAAUAUAUUUAGACCAUGAAUCUGCUUGAACAGUCUCAAAGCAGCAGGAUCAGCUCAUCGCCGGUUCCCUUGCAACGAAAGGUCAUCGUGAAUGUGAAGCGCUGGCAGCAUUUGCCCUUCAGAUGCUUUAAUUUAUCAUAGCUGGACCGAACACUUCUUGUUGCGCACCAUCACAGCAUGAUUUCAUGAAAAGGAGUUCACAAAAUAGUUCAUCAAUGUAAAGUCCACACUCGAACUAAAAAAAUAAAACAUUUUUUUCCACGAUGGUUUUGGAUUUCGAAGUGGUCCAAAUAAGUGUUCGAUCAACAGCGAAGAAUGUUUCAUCUUCAGCCAUAAUUCACCAAACCGAUGCCUGUUAAUUUCUUUUAAAGAAUAAGCCCUGCCAAAACUAAAGAAAAUCUGCUACCCUUGGAAUUAUUUUACUUAUUUUCCCAUUUGCCCGGGCAUUUAAUUAUAAAUGAAAAAAAAUAAAAAAAUAAAUAGCACGCAUGGUAUUCAGUGGUAUUUUAUUAUUUAUUAUGUUGGCAUACCUCAAAAGCUUCAGAGGUUUUGUGUAAAUUAUUUUAAAGAAGAGUGGCAAGUGAACAUGGCCAAAUACUGUAUAUCCAAUAAUUGAUAGACUGAAGGUAACUAAUGGAUCUUUUUGUGUGUGUGUGUGUGUGUGUGUGUGUGUGCGGAACCGUCGUGACUUUGGUGGAAUGUUUUUAG